Molecule: messenger RNA, 2508 nt
Organism: Recurvomyces mirabilis
Lineage: Eukaryota; Fungi; Ascomycota; Dothideomycetes; Mycosphaerellales; Teratosphaeriaceae
Gene: STE20
Product: signal transducing kinase of the PAK
Exons: 3
Coding region: 1-2508 (835 amino acids)
Biological process (GO): protein phosphorylation; intracellular signal transduction; regulation of MAPK cascade
Cellular component (GO): cytoplasm
Molecular function (GO): ATP binding; protein serine/threonine kinase activity
Source: RefSeq, a predicted model, not a curated record
AUGAGCGAAGUGCCAACCGAUAGACAAUCCCACGCCAACGACCGACGCCGCCUGACCAAACGAGCACCACCGGCUACCUUGACCUCCACCCCCAGCGACGAUAGCCAACCCAAACAACACAUCCUCCGCAGUGCCCCUUCUGCUCACAUCCACAAUCGGUACAGCGCCCACGCCCUAUCGCCGGUGCACAGCCGGAGCCCGACAUUGGACGCAGGUUGGGCCGCGGCAAGCCAGAACAGCAAAGCAUACACUUCCAACCACCAUCCUCGCUUCUCCGUAACGGAAAAGAGCUCGACCGAUCUCCUUGGCUCCCGCUUCGACAGCGCGGCCGUCAUCAACAGCUUCAACUCCGUCCCUUACUCCAUCGAUAGUGGGUCUGCGCAACCUCAGUCCGCCCUCCCAUCCACCACCCGCACCCUCUCACAAAUACCGGACCCCAUCAUUGCGCCCACACGACCAACACCGCGACCCAGUAGUAGCACACACGGCACUCAUCUAGCCGCCGCCAAUCCGGCUGUGAGGCUGUCGCAGAGCUUGGUGGCCACCGGUAGGAAGAUGGACGAUAUUCCGCAGCAGAGGAGUGGGUUGAGUGGGCUGGUAAAUCCGCGACAGAGGUAUAGUGAUGAAGCGAAGGAUAGUAAGGUGCUGAAGAAGAAAAGUGGGUUCUCGAGCUUCUUCAACUUAUCGUCGCCGCGGAGACCUGCGAUAUCUGCUCCGGAGAAUCCUGUGCAUGUGACGCAUGUUGGAUAUGAUCAAGAGACUGGCGAGUUCACUGGCCUACCUAAGGAGUGGCAGAGAACAUUGCAAGCCAAUGGCAUUACCGAGCAGGAGCAAAAGAAGAACCCACAGGCUAUCAUUGAUGUCGUUACAUUCUACAACGAAAACAACGAUCGGGGCAGUGAUGACUACGCCUAUCACAAAUUCGACCACGCACACGCCGCGGAUAGUCCGCAAAUGGGGCUGGCGCCGCAAGGAGUAUCGCCAGGUGGUGUCAGCCCUGGCGGAGCAUAUGGUCAAGUACUGAGUCCUCCAGCAAGUCCGCGCUUCCCUAAGAAUGAAGGCGAGAGCUUUGAAAACCCACGAGCGCCGCCUCCAGUACCCAAAGGAAUGCAAGGACUUGGCCUGAUGACUCCUGGAGGCACUCCCGCACAAGCAAAUGGCAACAACAUGCUUCCGCUACGACCAGCACCCAAAGCGCCCGGUGCGCCGAACAUGAUGCCACAGCGAGCUGCACCAGGUGUGCCGAGUUCGCAAAGAGAACGAGCUGGUACAGAUGAUGGUCUGCCUCCUGUGCGUUAUGCUCCACCCGCAGUCAGCGAAGUCUCACCAUCCUCUCAAAGCAGAAGUAGAGCCAAUACAGGCCCGGCACAGCAGUAUCAACAAUCAUCUCCUGUCAGCUCUCCCCACCAGUACCAGCAACAACAAGAGCAAGCCAUGAAGGCCGCUCAACAAGCAUUAAAGCAGCAAAGUCUGGAUCGAUCAGUAUCACAGAAGCAGCAGAACGUCGCACCACAAGUCCAGCAAGCUCCACCCAUGCCGGAUCAGAGACAGAUACAGCCGGACUCGAAGAUGGGACCAGCACCCAGGCCUCGGAACCGACCACGACAAUCCAUCACCAACGCCGAAAUCAUCAGCAAACUACAACACAUCUGCAGCCCCCAGGACCCGACGAAGAAGUAUAGGAACCUUGUGAAGAUCGGGCAGGGCGCAUCCGGAGGGGUCUACACCGCCUACGAGGUCGGCACGAAUAAAUGCGUCGCCAUCAAGCAGAUGAACCUGGAGCAGCAGCCAAAGAAAGACCUGAUCAUCAACGAAAUCAUGGUCAUGCGCGACAGCAAGCACAAGAACAUCGUAAACUUCAUGGACAGUUUCCUCGUCCGAGGCGAUCUGUGGGUGGUGAUGGAGUACAUGGAGGGCGGCAGUCUGACCGACGUUGUCACUUUUAACAUGAUGUCCGAAGGCCAGAUCUCGGCCGUGUCGCGGGAGACGUUGCAUGGCUUGCAGUUCUUGCAUUCCAAGGGCGUCAUCCAUCGCGAUAUCAAAUCCGAUAAUAUCCUUCUCAGUCUGGACGGCAAUAUUAAACUCACUGAUUUCGGCUUCUGCGCUCAGAUAAACGAGAGUCAUAUGAAGCGCACGACUAUGGUCGGAACACCGUACUGGAUGGCCCCUGAAGUUGUGACAAGGAAGGAGUAUGGCCGGAAAAUCGAUAUUUGGUCCUUGGGCAUCAUGGCGAUUGAGAUGAUUGAGGGGGAGCCGCCGUAUCUGACUGAGUCGCCGUUGAGGGCGUUGUAUCUGAUCGCCACGAAUGGCACGCCGACGAUUAAAGAGGAACAUAAUUUGAGUCCGGUGUUUAAGGAUUUCUUACAUUUCGCCCUCAAGGUCGAUCCGGAGAAGAGGGCUAGUGCGCAUGAUUUGUUGAAGACGGCUGAGCCCUUGGCUACUCUUAGUCCGCUUGUUCGCGCUGCAAGGGUUGCGCGGGCGGAGGAGAGGCGGAAUAAGGGGAACUGA